This is a messenger RNA of Saimiri boliviensis boliviensis (Bolivian squirrel monkey), 3844 nucleotides long. It is a transcript of the gene CCDC25, whose product is annotated as coiled-coil domain containing 25. Lineage: Eukaryota; Metazoa; Chordata; Mammalia; Primates; Cebidae. The record is from RefSeq and is a predicted model, not a curated record.
ACGGAGGAGUUCCGGGGACCAGGCGACCGCCGCGCCACUGGUGUCCUGAGCUUCCUGAGUUGCGCGCUGCUGCUCCGCGGUGGGGUCGCCGCACGGCCGCCGAGAUCAUGGUGUUCUACUUCACCAGCAGCAGCGUGAAUUCAUCUGUCUACACUAUUUACAUGGGAAAGGACAAAUAUGAAAAUGAAGAUCUGAUCAAGCAUGGCUGGCCUGAAGAUAUCUGGUUUCAUGUGGACAAACUCUCUUCGGCUCAUGUAUACCUUCGAUUACAUAAGGGAGAAAAUAUAGAAGACAUCCCAAAGGAAGUGCUGAUGGACUGUGCUCACCUUGUGAAGGCCAAUAGCAUUCAAGGCUGCAAGAUGAACAACGUUAAUGUGGUAUAUACGCCGUGGUCUAACCUGAAGAAAACAGCUGACAUGGAUGUGGGGCAGAUAGGCUUUCACAGGCAGAAGGAUGUAAAAAUUGUAACAGUGGAAAAGAAAGUCAAUGAGAUCCUGAACCGAUUAGAAAAGACCAAAGUGGAGCGGUUCCCAGACCUAGCAGCAGAGAAAGAAUGCAGAGAUCGUGAAGAGAGGAACGAGAAAAAAGCCCAGAUUCAGGAAAUGAAAAGGAGAGAAAAAGAAGAAAUGAAGAAAAAGAGGGAAAUGGAUGAACUUAGGAGCUAUUCAUCACUAAUGAAAGUAGAAAAUAUGUCUUCAAAUCAGGAUGGCAAUGAUUCAGAUGAAUUCAUGUAAAAGGAGAAAAGGACCUUUGAAGAAGUGAAUGUAGAGACAGUGGCAGACCUUUUGGUUUCAUCUGUGUCCUGAAGCAUAAAAUACUACCAAAAUUCCACCUUCAUCCUACCCAGAAAUUAUUGAUUGUGGACUUUUAAAAAAAUUGUACCUUUUUAGCUGACAGAAAAGGAUCAGAUAUGUAUAAAUAGUUGAACUCGACAGCAUAUAACUUAAAGCGAAAAUGUUUUUGCCAGGACAUGUCUUGGUACCUUGUGAAAGCUAACUGCUCUUAUUCUUGAGAUAGACUUUCAAAUGAACCAACUCUGAGAAGUACUUCUGUUGCUGUGGUCCAUCCCUGAAAACAGAUGUCUUGAAACACUUUUCAUAUUCUUAAAAUAAUCUUCACUUCUGUUAAGAAGAACAUGUUGGUGGGUAAUUAUGCGAACGUCUCCGUGUCCCUGACUUCUUGAUUAGAAAAAAGGGCAUCUGGGUUUUGAAAAGGAGAUUUUCAGAAGAUUGUUGGCUUCAGUAUUCACAUUGCAUCGUGUCAGCUGGGACUGUUAGCUUAGUGACCCUCAGCUCAGUCUGUCCUGGCUUUUACGUCCUUGCUUCCUCUGAGCAGGGGCCUCCCUCUUAGUCUCAUCAUAUUUAAAGAAACUGAUGCUGUUCAUCCAGGUGGGGCCUGUGGCAGUUAUUGCCUGAGCACCAAGUAAGCCAAGCCACCUAUGCGACAGCUUCUGGACGCAGGAGUAAUUUCUCUGCACUGGGGUAAAACAGGAAGGAGUGCUCUGUUGAUCCUUUGGGAGAUGUAGGUUACCUGAUGUGUGCCUUGGGAUGCAGCAUGAAGCAGAAAUCCGUAUUGCAAUUGUGAUUUUAGAAGGAACUAAGCAUUUCACUAGCCAACCAAGUAAUUAUUUUGUUUACCCGGAAAUCAUAUUUGAGUUGUAACCCCAGAGUUCAAUUUCUCAUUGUAGAUUCAGCAACUUACUAUGUAGCAUUACUUCUCACUUGAACCACUCACUAUCUGUUGUGAUUCUAAGCAGAAGACAUCUUUUGAUUACAGUACGUAAGGCAACCCCUGUAGAAUGAGACAAAACCGGGAGAAAGAGAACAAAGCCUUUAGGACCAGAGGCAUACACGUGGACGUUUUACUCACCCCACAGCAGCAAGAAUGACCAGCAGGUAUUCCACCUGUAGUAGCACUUUGGAACUGUGGGCAAAACCGAAAGGCUAGUGUCCCCAUUUGUUCCACACUGGUGUAUGGGGUUGAACUGGAAAAUUCCCUGAGGCGUAAUUCAUUGGCCAAAUUUUGAGAGGGUAUAGAAGAUGAGUGGUUUUGGGUAUGUGUUUAAUGAUAUUCAGCUUGACGUUCUGCAAUUUUAAAAGUUAUAAUAAACUAUCUUUUUUUUUUUUUAAUCUGGAAGGACAGUGAUAAAUGAAUUCUUAGAAUUUGCUAUAAAAAGAGUAGCCCCCAUCUACAAGCUGGUUUUGAAGGAGAUCUUGCUGUAAACCUCAUUCAUCAUAGGCACAGUCUGACGGGUUCUGUUGGGGGCUAUCAUCUUUCUCCUCCUCUGCUAAAUGCCUCAUUUCUUCCAGAUGCUGACUGGGUCAAAGGGAUGCCCUUUCUCAGACAUAUUCUUGAUUGACUGUGAAUUUGUAGCUGUGCUCCUUCCGUGCUUCCAAGGAGUCCGGCUGCUACAGAACUCCUCGGUACCCCACAUUGCAACACAUGUAGAUAGCACUUUUGAAGAGUACAUAAAUUUUUACUGCAGUAUGAGAGGUCCCAGGGCUCACAUUUUAAACAUUUCCUAACUCCCAGCUUACGCUGGUUUAAAAUGUUCAGGUCUGUCUGCUGAAUUCUCUAGAUGAAUUCAUAGCUCUCCAACCUCCUCUGUGCUGAUUCCCACGCCCCCAACCCCCAGCCUCUGUGUUUUAUUUUUUCCCCAUCUCUGUUGGUCCCAGGGAAAGCAAGGAUGUUUUCUUUGGAGGACAUAAUAGGUUCACUGCCCACAGGUCAAAUUGUUGGCAUUGAACUCCUCUCAUUUCUUGCUAUUGGAUUGUUUCCUAAACGUUGGAUAGGAGAAUUAGAUAUUGUUGCUAUUUUUAUGAGCUGUGUCCUUGAUCAAAUCUCUGCUGUGGGUCUGAGUCACUAUGCUAACACCGUCUUCAGUUUCAACACUGAUCGGCAUGCAGGCGAGGGUCACGUUUAAUUUACUUCACUAACUGCUGUAUUAUAUUCUAAUAGCUUUAGACUUCACAUUUCUUAUCCUCCUUUGUCUAGACUUGGGAUCUUUGGGCAAGAGAGCUUUGUCAUAGUGGUUGGGCUGGAACAAAUGUUGAGAAGUUGAUCAGAAAGCAUUGAGAUUAGCAGAAUAGGUGAUGGACAUUAAGAACCCAGUGUCCAUGUGUUUUGUUGUACUGUCUUUAACUCGUUCUUGAAGCAUAGAUUUCAGUGAGCCUUUCAGCUGUUCAGUGCCAGCAGUUUUCCCCUACUCAGGAAAGAUGGUGUGAGCCGUAUACCCAGCAGGAUGGGACAGGGAGAGUUUUAGCUGCAGCUUCUAGUUUAAGAGCAAAGCCCUUCCUCUCAGCGUUGCAUGUGUCUGAGAGGGGAAGCUCUUGUUUUCCAAGCUGGAACCGUUUAUGGGGAAAACUGAGCAGGGUGGCAAAAUGGAAAAGGAACAAUUUUCUAGUUUUUCCUGACCCAUGAUAUUGAGGCCUGCUUUGUCUUUCAUUUGCAGUACAGCAUGUGAAUAACAAUUUCUGUAUUCAAAAUGAUCGUAUUAGAGUGACUGCGUGACCUUUGAUUUUAAAGCAGACUAAAACCGGACCAGACAACAAUGAAAAUAUAAAAUUAGAAACUUAAAUUCCAAGCUGAAUUUCAGCUGUGACUCACCUAACUCCAGUGAAUAGGUGGCAGCUCAGAAACAAGGAUGGUACUGCUGCUGCGGGAGCGAGCUCACAUCCAGCUGGCACUUCGUGAGAGCUCUUUCCUGCCAACCACGUGUGAGUUCUGCGUGGGCAAGACUUGUAUGUGUGCUCUGUCAUUUUGAAAGGGAAAUGAUGCCAAUCCCAGACGCAGCAUGUCCUGAAUGAUCUGUAAAAUAUAAUAAAAGCUUAUAGUUUGAGUAGAA